This is a messenger RNA of Metschnikowia bicuspidata var. bicuspidata NRRL YB-4993, 501 nucleotides long. RefSeq lists its product as uncharacterized. The record is from RefSeq and is a predicted model, not a curated record. NCBI's taxonomy places the organism in Eukaryota, Fungi, Ascomycota, Pichiomycetes, Serinales, Metschnikowiaceae. The annotation marks the transcript as partial. The transcript has a single exon.
GAAUCUGAAGACGGUCGCUCGGAUAUUGACCUCGAUCCAUUUGUUAUAAAAGCCACCGAAGCCGAGGCACGUCGGCGAAAGCUUCUUGAAAUAUUCUUCGCCCUCACUGGAAACUCUUCCAGUGAGAUCAAAGAUACGACCUUAAUCCAGCUAUUUUUCACCCAUGAGAUCGAGUUUCUGGAUCUAGAUUUCAUGGCCAUUUUGCGGUUAAAUGCUAGUGAUGUGCAUCAUCGCCAGCUUUACUACAGUUUUUUAUAUUUGGUGCAGCACACGGCCAUGAUCUUGAAAACAAGAAUUUUUGUCAAGCUGCUAGCUGAAAUGCCUUUGACUGACAUUCGCCGCAUUUGCUAUAGGAUAGCUGACAAAUAUGAUUCACUUUUUUACGUACCAGUAAAGGCUGAGGGUGAAGAUGAGGAUGCCAAUCUAGCUCUUUGUUUUGAAUGGAACGAUCGUUUCAAUUGCAUGUGGCCCAUUUUGAGUCUAAUAUCUCGCGAAUACAAG